CGCUAGCGGAGGCAUCAGUGGCGCAUCUCACAUCACCGCUGCUGGAAUAUAACGGCUGCUUUAGGAUGUGAACGGGUCUCGGCCUCAGCACCGGCCAAAGCUUCUGUUUUCCCAUGACAAACAGCUGCGAAAAGAGAGCGACCGCGCGCGAGAGUGAACGGUACAGGGGAGCGGAGAGAUCCUCGGUAUUAUUAUGAGAAAAGAGGACGGGGUUGUCGGAGCCGUAUUUGUUUUGCUCGCGGAGAUGAGGCGGGGGGUAGCGAGUCGCUACAACAUCGUUGGGCUCCGGGCAAGCAUUACACUGUUUUAGCACAUAUAUACCGCCGCGCUUGCGUUUUCAUCGUCAACUGACUCGUUCGAUCGUAACGGUUUGUAUCGCAGAAAAAUAAUGCAGCUGUCUCGAGGACAUCUGUGAGAAUCGCGGACUGCUGUUGUCUCUGUCAUGACAGACGCAGGCUCUACCGAGCAGGCGGUGUGAGAGAAGCACGGCCCCAGCUGCAGCAGCACGGCCGAUGUGGGCUGUGUUUACCGGGGGAGAUUAAAUCUGUAAAUACUGUUCGCGUUAUUCCUCAUUAAUCGUGUGCAAUCUCAGGGAAAAUGUCCUCUCGGUCUGCUUUACCGUCUGCGAACGACCGGAGCACAGAUCAUCAUGCGUCUUUGGUGGCGAGUCGUUCAGAGAAGGGAACGAAUGUGUCGAGUCGUUCACUGGGUGCAAGAUGUCGUAACUCCAUGGCCUCUUCCUCAGACGAGCUGCCACACAUCGGAAAUUACCGGCUCCUCAAAACCAUCGGCAAGGGCAACUUUGCUAAAGUCAAACUAGCCCGCCACAUCCUCACGGGCAAAGAGGUUGCAAUAAAGAUUAUUGACAAGACUCAGUUGAACCCAACCAGCCUACAAAAGCUGUUCAGAGAGGUGCGGAUCAUGAAGACUCUCCGUCACCCCAACAUUGUCCGACUCUUUGAGGUUAUUGAAACAGAGAAGACGCUUUAUCUUGUGAUGGAAUAUGCAAGUGGAGGUGAGGUGUUUGACUACCUGGUGUCUCAUGGGAGAAUGAAAGAAAUAGAGGCUAGAGCCAAAUUUAGACAGAUUGUGUCAGCUGUUCAUUACUGUCAUCAGAAGAAUAUAGUUCACAGAGAUCUGAAGGCAGAGAAUUUGCUUUUGGAUGCAGAUGCUAACAUAAAGAUAGCAGACUUUGGCUUUAGUAACGAGUUUACAUUGGGGAAUAAGUUGGACACCUUCUGCGGUUCCCCACCUUACGCAGCUCCGGAGUUGUUUCAAGGAAAAAAGUAUGAUGGGCCAGAGGUGGAUAUCUGGAGCCUGGGGGUCAUCCUGUACACACUGGUCAGCGGGUCACUUCCUUUUGAUGGACAGAACCUCAAGGAGCUGCGUGAGCGAGUGUUGAGGGGGAAGUACCGUGUGCCCUUCUACAUGUCCACAGACUGUGAGGGGAUUCUGCGCAGGUUUCUUGUGCUCAAUCCCAGCAAACGUUGCACUCUAGAGCAAGUGAUGAAGGAUAAGUGGAUGAAUGCAGGGUAUGAGAGCGAUGAGCUAAAGCCUCACAUUGAACCAGCGGAGGACUACAGUGACCCCAACCGCAUUGAGAUUAUGGUAGGGAUGGGUUUUACCACAGAAGAGAUUAAAGACUCUUUACUCAAUCAGAAAUAUAAUGAAAUCACGGCUACAUAUCUAUUGUUGGGCCUGAAGACUGAGGAUGGUGCUGAGUCAAGAGUUAGUGGCAGUAUGACUUUGCCGCGUGUACGUCCAAGCCCAAUUACCAAUGGAACCAACAAACACUCAUCUUCUUCAUCAUCUUCCUCAUCCUCACACAGCAAGACUCAGCGCAGCGCCUCUACCUACCACCGCCAGCGACGGCACAGUGACUUCUGUGGUCCCAGCAUGCCUGUGAUGCACCCUAAGCGUAGCCCGACCAGCAGUGGAGACCGUGAGCUGCGUGAGAGCCGCAUGCCACCGAGGAAGGCCAGCUGUAGCGUAAUGGGCAGUCGGACCCUACCACCUUCUAGUCCAAUGGUCAGCACCGCCAACAACCCUAAUAAGGCUGAGAUACCUGAUCGACGCAAGGAGAUGACCGCCACCACUAACAAUAUUCCAGGAAGUACUAUGACCCGAAGAAACACAUACGUAUGUACAGAUCGUUCUAACACUGACCGUCACACACUGCUGCAGAAUGGCAAAGACAACAGCUCCCUGUCUCACCGCCUCCCUCCCACCUCUCCUUCCACUCUCAGUAUUGUCGGAGCAGGAGCAUCCUCCUCUUCUUCCUCAGGUGAGCGCUGUCGGUUGACACGUGGAUCCACCAUCCGGAGCACCUUUCAUGGGGGUCAGCUCCGUGACCGUGUCCCACCCACCUAUGGACCUCCGCCCACGUCGCCCACCCUCAGCCAUGACGCUGGAGCCCUGCCACCCAAUGCCCGCAGCCGGGCCACUUCUAACCUGUUCAGCAAACUCACCUCCAAACUCACACGCAGGGUCAAUCUUGACCCCUCUAAACGCCAGGGCUCUAAUAAAUCAGUGUCGGGUUGUACUCUUCCACAGGGAUCCAAAACAGUUAGGUCACAAAUGAAUCUGAGGGAGUCAGCAGAUCUUCGGUCACAAGGUGAUGUUGGUGUUCCUCUUCAUACUCUCUUUCCCAGUGGCCAUUUAUCUGGGGAUCAGAAAGCGUCCGAGCCCUGGAGCGGGGGAGGGGGGUGGGAUGUAAGGGGCUAUCUCUCCCGUCCCCCCCGGGCCCCUGCAGAAGUGGUACUGGCCUUGCAUGAGGCGGCGAGGGGAUGCGGCUGCCAGGUCCGGCACGCUGGCCCAUUUCUGCUGUGCUGCAGUCAUGGGGCGGCAGGGUCAAAGGUCGCUUUCCAAGCUGAGGUGUGCCAACUGAGUGUGGGUCCCACAGAGGCAAACGGAGUACGAUACACACGCCUGUGGGGGGCCCCCCUCGCCUUCAGGCACAUCGCAUCGCAGAUCUCUAAAGAGGUGGAGCUCUGAGGGGACAGGGGAGAAGACUUGAAUCUGAGACGUCCCCUCACUAUAUCCAUCGUUAUAGCGAACUGACGUUGACCCACCCACUUAUGUGUUAUAGACUGAUCCCUCCUCCAGUCAACACUCGACAAAAACCGAAACUAAACACACAUACACGUAAACAAACAGUCACCUUAAAAGCACGGCACACUCAAACCUGACAAUAAGGAAAUCUGAAGUACAAAAACAAGCACACCCUUCCAUGCACAACAUAAGCCUGAGUGGAAACACACACACACACAUUCUGAUUCUGAACAGCCUCAUUCACUGGAUCUGGAUUGAAUCCAGUUUAGUAUUUUUAUUCUCAUUCUAGUCAUGAAAUUCUUACUUAAAUAACUGAUGUCAUUCUUUUUUUAACCACUUUUAUAUGUUUUCAACAAGUCUUGACAUUUUAAACGGGUCAUCAUUUUUAUGUUUUCGUGAUUUAAUGUGUCUUACAUUUCUUAAUACUGAGUCAAAAGCAUUGAAUCAUUGACAAUGUAGUAUUGUAGCUGCCAAUGAACUAUUUGCACAAAUGUGAAGUUGGCAAACUUAUCCUAACUUCAUCACAGCUCACAGAGCCCACACAAAUCUACAUUGCUGGCGACCACAAAUUUGAUCAGGCUGAAAGCCAACCAUCUACACUUUGUUCUUGAAAUAGUCCAAGCUAAAGUUUUGUUCCCUAGAAAAUCUGUUUUUGUGAUGUAUAGUGCCAGUUUACUUGCGUCCUACCAAUUUUAAUUUAGAAUAGACUUUUAAUGCCAAAUGACUUUCCCUGACCCUUCGCAAACAGGCUCUGUGAUUGGUUGGUCCUAGAUAUUAAUCCUUUAUUUCAAAUCCUAUUCAGUGAUGCUUUGCAAAUAACGUCACUUAUCCCUUUACCCAGUAAGAGUGGAGUAGUGGCUACCACAAAGGUGAUUUUACAGAGUGAGGUGGUUUUAGUUUUCAGUGUUAUUAAAGACACGUUUCAUGCAUUGAAGAUAUCUGAAUAAUUUUGAAAAAGACCUAUUGGACAGUGGAUCCUAUUGGAUGUUAUUUGAUUGUAAAACAAAUAGCAAUUUAUGUAUUUAGUGAAAAAAA
Messenger RNA from Carassius carassius (crucian carp), 4086 nucleotides. RefSeq names its product MAP/microtubule affinity-regulating kinase 4-like. The transcript has 18 exons. Gene Ontology annotation, molecular function: protein serine/threonine kinase activity; ATP binding; tau-protein kinase activity. The record is from RefSeq and is a predicted model, not a curated record. Gene Ontology annotation, biological process: microtubule cytoskeleton organization; protein phosphorylation; intracellular signal transduction. Bases 598 to 2994 code for a protein of 798 amino acids. Gene Ontology annotation, cellular component: cytoplasm. NCBI's taxonomy places the organism in Eukaryota, Metazoa, Chordata, Actinopteri, Cypriniformes, Cyprinidae.